UUCGUUCUAUCAACUGUUCGGGAAUACAGGAUUUUCAUUCGAGUAAACAACUAUUAGAUAAUGAACGUAUUUGUUCGGUAGAGCUUUAUUACUUUGAUUGUUUGCAAAGACAUUGAACAGUUUGAGAGAGAGAGAGAGCGCGCAAAUUCCGUGUGAUAGAUUUAUUCAUCCAAAACUGCGUAAUGUGUCAAUAGAGAACUGUGUUGUGUCUGACGGUCUGUUUCGAUGUGAUUCCGUGAGGGACUGCCUGACCUGAACCGGAGCGUUGUUCAUGCUGCAUCAGAGCUGAUUCUCUCUCCUGUGCUCAGGCCCCCCAUGUGCCAACCUGCACCAGAGAUGUUGCUGAUUCUGGGGGGAGAGUGAGGAGUACCUCCCCUGCACUCUCCACUUCCACCCUGCCACCCUACUCCACACCGAGACAUGGUUUAGCCCAACCUGUCCAGCAGUCAAGAUGAUGGCCUCUGUGGUUACCAACGGAAACAGGAAGAAGUCACUGUCCCUGAACGGGGUGGACCCAGAAACCUGCAUGAUCGUCUUCAGAAACCACUGGGCACAGGUGGUGAAGAUCUUGGAGAAACAUGAUCCUGUCCAUAGCCGGUCUGGUGUCUACCUUCGUCUCGGUCCUGUCCCCGGUGACGAGGCCAGCGCGGUCCAGAACUACGUAGAACACAUGCUGUUCCUGUUGAUGGAGGAGGAGCCGGGCCAGGGCGGAGCGAUGGGAGCCAUCCUGGAGUUUGUGGUUGUAGAAGGCGUGAUGGAGAGACUGUUCCUCUGGAGUCUAAGACAACACUUCACUGAUGAUAUGAAACUGGAACAACUGAGGAUGUACCAGAUGUUACUGUCUCAGGCCAGACAGCCUCUCCUGCACCACAAACCUGUUCUACGACCCUUAAUGAUGCUGUUAUCUUCCUGUGCUGGAGCUGGGAGUGGAGGAAGAGGAGGAGGAGGAGGGUCAGUGGAAGCAGAGUUGGUCCUCCUGCUAAACCAGCUGUGUGGUGCGCUGGCUAAGGACCCCUCAGUGUUAGAGUUGUUCUUCCACACCAGUGAGGACCAGGGGGCAGCCAACUUCCUGCUCUUCUCCCUGCUGAUCCCCUUCACGCAUCAGGAAGGCAGCGUAGGACAGCAGGCCCGGGACGCUCUGCUGCUCAUCAUGCAGCUGUCGACCUACAACCCCAGAGUCGCUACACACAUCACAGACAACACGUACUUCUGUCCUGUACUGGCUACAGGUCUGAGUGGUUUGUAUUCGUCUCUACCUGCGAAGCUACAGGUGUAUAGUGAAGACUGGCACUGUCUGGAGAGAGCUGACUGGGUGCAGGUUCCGGCUUUGGUCCAGUUUCUAAACUCUCUGCAGUUCUGCUGCUCUGUCAUUAAGGUUGGACAUCCCUCGAUCAGAGGUCAGUUGUUGGGAUAUAUCUACAAUGGCUUCCUGGUUCCUGUACUGGCUCCAGCUCUUCACAAGUGUACACUAGAAGAGGUGAUGACCACUACUGCGUAUCUGGACCUCUUCCUCCGCUCGGUGUCAGAGCCCGCCCUCCUCCAGACCUUCCUCUCCUUCAUACUGCUACACACACACGACAACGUCCAGCUCCUAGACACACUGGUGUCCAGAGUUAACACACCCUUCCAGUUAGGUACAGUGUCUCUGGCUUUGUUCCGAACUCUCAUUGGUCUGUUCUGUGAAGACGUCAUGCUUCAGCUCAUACUCAGGUAUCUGAUCCCGUGUACACACCUGUGUGUGAGAGAACGCCGCUCUCUCAAGGACAGAGACGCCUACUCUUCAUCAGCUGUUAAAUUCCUCUUCCUCACUCCCUCCUGGUGCCCCCUGCACCUCGGAGCCGCACACACACACACCCAACACAUCCACUGGGCCAUGGGGAAUGACGUUCCCAUGUCAGAGGGUGACAGUGUUGGUUACUCCAGGAUCUGCAGGACAGACCUCCUGAUGAAUGUCAACUAUCUCCAGUACCUCUGGGAUGCUAGAGUUGGGAUUGCUGCAUCGCUCCAGGCCUGUCUGGUCUGGUCUGGUCCCUAUGACGGGGAGAAGCCUGCAGCUCGAGAGGAGGAAGACGGGGAAGAGAGAGAGGAGGAGAAGAUGAAUCAAACCUUCAACUGGACUUCAUCUCCCAGCCCUCCCCUCACCUCCCCCCCUGUAACCAUGGGAAACCAACAUAGAGGGGGAGACGGAGGGAGGGGGAGUGUGGUCGAGUUGGAGUGGGAUGAUAGUUAUGAGUGGGAUGAUAGUGCCCUCCCCUCCUCCUCCCUCCCGCUCACCCCCCCAGUACAUAUUGAAACCCCUCAGCAUAUUCAGGAGAUGAGACGUUCGGCCAUAAUGUUGAUCCAGGGCUCCUACGUUGAGGAGUCAGACUUUCAGGACGAUGUGUUGGUCUAUAACCUCGUGGCACAGAAAGACGAGGUGGAACACAAACCUCACCGCAGGACUACUCCACAGACCAGGAAACCAGUUGUUAGUCAAACAACCUCGCUCGUUCACAGACAUGGAACGCAUAGACGAGAGAAGGAGGGGGUGAUCGUGGAAGAGGGGGGGGUGAGAGAGGAAGAGGGGGUGAGAGAGGAGAAGCAAUCACAACCACAGCUGCUCAGUAACUGUCUGAGCUGUGAGGACCACACAGUCAAUGAGGAGGUCGACGACGACCGUAAACGCAAGUCUUCUGGACCACAUUUGGACCACAACUGCAACAGGACGGUGACCACGACCGUGAAUCAGACAAAUGACCUGACAACCGUAGACCACCAGGAGAGAACCACCUCAGAGAACCACACACCCCCAGUCGAGAAACAGCAGGACUGUAACAACACCGAUGCUGAUCAUCCCGUAAGCCCGGUGACGACCUCGGCGGUGGAUGACAGCUUCCUGUCCCAGUAUCGGGAGCUCAUGCGCUCGCUGGGGGCGGAGCCCGAUGACGUCACCGAUGACAUCACAGAGUUCAGGAAGCGUGUGUUGGCUCUGGCCCAGGGAGGAGAGGAGGAGGAGGUGGACUUUAGCGUGUUCUCUAUAGACUCCCCGGAACCGAAGGAUGCCGAUCUGGAGAACAGUCCAGAACUGACGAGCAACAGCCAAGACAGAAAACGUGGGAUACCCUUCACUGGCCCGUUCAUUAGUGUUCUCCUGUCACGGUUGGAGAACCUGUUGGAGAACCCUAUUCCAGUCAACCUGCUAGUUACAGGUAUCCUGUCUCAGCUCGCCAAAUACCCCCAGCCUCUCCUCCGGGCGUUCCUACUGAACACGCACACUGACCCACCACCCAACGUACACACACUAUACCAGGUGCUGGUCUCAGUGCGUGUGCAGAUAGAGCAGUACGCAACGGACCAGACAGAGUUUCCUGCUACAGUCAGAGAAGCAUGGAGAUACCUACUGGCGAGAGACCAAGCACUGAAACUCAGAGAGCUCCUCCAGGACAGCCAUAGUGAUAACAGGAAGAGUGUUCUACCCAAUGGAACACAGCAGAUAAGGCAGAACGUCCCCCCGUGUCCCAACAUUCCUCCACAGGCCAGGAACAGAGUCUUCGCUACGGUUCUAUAUGCAGAGUUCUUAAAGGAGUUAGCUGCCAUCGCACAGGAACACUCUAUAGUACCUGACUCACCUAUAGAGGAGAUCUACACACCUGACUCACCUAUAGAGGAAUAGAUGAACACACGUGACUCACCUAUAGAGGAAUAGACGAAAACACCUGACUCACCUAUAGAGGAGAUUAACACACCUGACUCACCUAUAGAGGAGAUUAACACACCUGACUCACCUAUAGAGGAGAUUAACACACCUGACUCAGAUAUAGAGGAGAUUAACACACCUGACUCACCUAUAGAGGAGAUCAACACACCUGACUCACCUAUAGAGGACAAGAUUAACACACCUGACUCACCUAUAGAGGACAAGAUUAACACACCUGACUCACCUAUAGAGGAAUAGAUGAACACACCUGAUUCAGAUAUAGAGGAGAUUAACACACCUGACUCACCUAUAGAGGAAUAGAUUAACCCACCUGACUCACCUAUAGAGGAGAUUAACACACCUGACUCACCUAUAGAGGAAUAGAUUAACACACCUGACUCACCUAUAGAGGAGGAGAUUAACACAACAGGUUCACCUAUAGAGGAAUAGAUUAACACACCUGAAUCACCUAUAGAGGAGAUUAACACACCUGAAUCACCUAUAGAGGAGAUUAACACACCUGACUCACCUAUAGAGGAGAUUAACACACCUGACUCACCUAUAGAGGAAUAGAUUAACACACCUGACUCACCUAUAGAGGAGAUGAACCCACCUGACUCACCUAUAGAGGAAUAGAUGAACCCACCUGACUCACCUAUAGAGGAGGAGAUUAACACACCUGACUCACAUAUAGAGGAGAUGAACCCACCUGACUCACCUAUAGAGGAGAUUAACACACCUGACUCACCUAUAGAGGAAUAGAUUAACACACCUGACUCACCUAUAGAGGAGAUGAACCCACCUGACUCACCUAUAGAGGAAUAGAUGAACCCACCUGACUCACCUAUAGAGGAGAUUAACACACCUGACUCACCUAUAGAGGAAUAGAUGAACCCACCUGACUCACCUAUAGAGGAAUAGAUGAACACACCUGACUCACCUAUAGAGGAGGAGAUUAACACACCUGACUCACAUAUAGAGGAGAUGAACCCACCUGACUCACCUAUAGAGGAAUAGAUGAACCCACCUGACUCACCUAUAGAGGAGAUUAACACACCUGACUCACCUAUAGAGGAAUAGAUGAACCCACCUGACUCACCUAUAGAGGAAUAGAUUAACACACCUGACUCACCUAUAGAGGAGGAGAUUAACACAACAGGUUCACCUAUAGAGGAAUAGAUUAACACACCUGACUCACCUAUAGAGGAGAUUAACACACCUGACUCACCUAUAGAGGAAUAGAUGAACACACCUGACUCACAUAAAGAGGAGAUUAACCCACCUGACUCACCUAUAGAGGAAUAGAUGAACACAAGUGACUCACCUAUAGAGGAAUAGAUUAACCCACCUGACUCACCUAUAGAGGAGAUUAACACACCUGACUCACCUAUAGAGGAGGAGAUUAACACAACAGGUUCACCUAUAGAGGAGAUUAACACACCUGACUCACCUAUAGAGGAAUAGAUGAACACACCUGACUCACCUAUAGAGGACUAGAUUAACACACCUGACUCACCUAGAGGAGAUUAACACACCUAACUCACCUAGAGGAGAUUAACACACCUGACUCACCUAUAGAGGAGAUUAACACACCUGACUCACCUAUAGAGGUAAUUAACACACCUGACUCACCUAUAGAGGAGAUUAACACACCUGACUCACCUAUAGAGGAGAUUAACAAACCUGACUCACCUAUAGAGGAGAUUAACACACCUGACUCACCUAUAGAGGACUAGAUUAACACACCUGACGCACCUAUAGAGGAGAUUAAUACACCUGACUCACCUAUAGAGGAGAUUAAUACACCUGACUCACCUAUAGAGGAGGAGAUUAACACACCUGACUCAACUAUCGAGGAGAUUAACACACCUGACUCACCUAUAGAGGAAUAGAUGAACACAACUGACUCACCUAUAGAGGACUAGAUUAACACACCUGACUCACCUAUAGAGGAGAUUAACACACCUGACUCACCUAUAGAGGAGAUUAACACACCUGACUCAUCUAUAGAGGAAUAGAUGAACACACCUGACUCACCUAUAGAGGACUAGAUUAACACACCUGACUCACCUAUAGAGGAGAUUAACACACCUGACUCACCUAUAGAGGAAUAGAUGAACCCACCUGACUCACCUAUAGAGGAGAUUAACACACCUGACUCACCUAUAGAGGAGAUUAACACACCUGACUCACCUAUAGAGGAGAUUAACACACCUGACUCACCUAUAGAGGAGGAGAUUAACACACGUGACUCACCUAUAGAGGAGAUUAACCCACCUGACUCACCUAUAGAGGAGAUUAACACACCUGACUCACCUAUAGAGGAAUAGAUGAACAUACCUGACUCACCUAUAGAGGAGGAGAUUAACACAACAGGUUCACCUAUAGAGGAAUAGAUUAACACACCUGACUCACCUAUAGAGGACAAGAUUAACACACCUGACUCACCUAUAGAGGAGAUUAACACACCUGAAUCACCUAGAGGAGAUUAACACACCUGACUCACCUAUAGAGGAGAUUAACACACCUGACUCAGAUAUAGAGGAGAUUAACACACCUGACUCACCUAUAGAGGAGGAGAUUAACACACCUGACUCACCUAUAGAGGAAUAGAUGAACACACGUGACUCACCUAUAGAGGAAUAGAUUAACCCACCUGACUCACCUAUAGAGGAGAUUAACACACCUGACUCACAUAAAGAGGAGAUGAACCCACCUGACUCACCUAUAGAGGAAUAGAUGAACACAAGUGACUCACCUAUAGAGGAAUAGAUUAACCCACCUGACUCACCUAUAGAGGAGAUUAACACACCUGACUCACCUAUAGAGGAGGAGAUUAACACAACAGGUUCACCUAUAGAGGAGAUUAACACACCUGACUCACCUAUAGAGGAAUAGAUGAACACACCUGACUCACCUAUAGAGGACUAGAUUAACACACCUAACUCACCUAGAGGAGAUUAA
This is a messenger RNA of Oncorhynchus masou masou (cherry salmon), 6640 nucleotides long. RefSeq names its product FHF complex subunit HOOK-interacting protein 1A-like. The transcript has 18 exons. The record is from RefSeq and is a predicted model, not a curated record. Lineage: Eukaryota; Metazoa; Chordata; Actinopteri; Salmoniformes; Salmonidae. The coding region runs from base 452 to 3652 and encodes 1066 amino acids.